Messenger RNA from Fraxinus pennsylvanica, 1845 nucleotides. The record is from the annotation of a GenBank genome assembly. Lineage: Eukaryota; Viridiplantae; Streptophyta; Magnoliopsida; Lamiales; Oleaceae.
AUGGCGGCGGCGACGACAAUGGCGACGGCGGCGGGGGCGGUGGUGCUUCUGUACUACGUGCUGAGCCGGCGGAUGUCAUCGACCCCAGCAGAGGAAGAUUCCGUCGGCGGUGAGUACUCGAGAUCGAAGGGUAGAUCUGCGAAGAAGCGGCUGGCUCGGCGUCCAGCUCAGGCGCCUGCAACAUGGCUCGAGACGAUCUCUACGCUUUUGGAGACUCUGAGGUUCACGUAUUCGGAGACUCUCGGUAAAUGGCCGAUCGGUGACUUGGCUUUCGGAAUUAAUUAUCUUAUUCGAAGGCAGGAUUCUUUACAAGUUGCAAGUGUAUAUGCUGGUGAAAAUUGUAGGCGACUGAAAGGCCCUAAACCAUUUCCAAUAUUUUUGGAGUCUGCUGGCUACUCUGAAGCAGAUGUCCUCCUUCAGAAGCCCAAAGCAGGGCUUCUGAAACCUGCUUUUACCAUUUUACGGGAUGAAAAUUCAAAGUGCUUCCUGCUUCUGAUUCGUGGCACUCAUAGUAUUAAAGAUACAUUGACUGCAGCAACGGGUGCAGUUGUCCCCUUUCACCAUUCAGUUUUGCAUGAUGGUGGGAUUAGCAAUUUGGUUUUGGGAUACGCACACUGUGGGAUGGUUGCAGCUGCUCGAUGGAUAGCAAAGCAAACUACUCCAUUCUUACUCAAGGCCCUUGAACAAAACCCUAACUAUGAAAUCAAGAUUGUUGGGCAUUCACUUGGUGGUGGUACAGCUGCACUGCUGACAUACAUCCUUCGAGAACAGAAAGAAUUAUCUUUGAGCACUUGUGUCACCUUUGCACCAGCUGCCUGUAUGACAUGGGAGUUGGCAGAAUCUGGGAAACACUUCAUCACUACAAUUAUCAAUGGUUCUGAUCUGGUUCCUACAUUCUCAGCUGCUUCUGUGGACGAUCUUCGUUCAGAGGUAACGGCAUCUUCUUGGUCAAAUGAUCUGCGUGAUCAAGUCGAGCGCAACAGAGUUUUAAAGGUCAUUUAUCGAUCUGCCACUGCUCUUGGGUCUCGUCUACCAUCUAUUGCCAAUGCUAAAGCAAGGGUUGUUGGUGCGGGUGCACUUCUGCGACCUGUCUCGAGCAGCACUGAGGACAUGAUGAAGCGUGCACAAGAUGUUGCUCAAGCAGUUGUUAGGACUCGCUCUUCCAUAUCAUCAUGGUCAUGUAUGGGACCCCGCCGUCGUGCUGUGGUUCCUUCAUCUGAUUUGCCCGAGGCUACCCCUCUUUUUCCCGAGACAUCGGAAUCUACGGCGAGUGAGGAUAUAAGCAGAGACCUGUACACAAACAAGGCAGAAUAUUAUUCGUCGUCUGAUCAAUCGGGCAUAGAAGAGACUGAUGACGAUGAUGAUCUCCACGCAGAUAAAGCAGUCGCUACAUCAACUAUGGAGAAUAUUACAGAAGGCGAGUUGUGGUAUGAAAUCGAGAAGGAGCUCCAGAGGCAGGAGGAGGAGGUAGAUAUCCAUAUACAGGAGGAAGAAGAAGAAGCUGCAGUGGAGGAAAUUACCGAAGAGGAGAAGGUACUGUCUGAUGCAGUCGAAAGUCGAACACCCAUUUCUUCCUCGGACGUUUCAGAGAAUCUACAUUUCUAUCCUCCAGGUAAGACAAUGCAUAUGGUUUCUAUACUUUUAUCUGAGGCAAGCAAUUCGAGUCUCAACAGUUCAGUAGACGAGCAAGUUGGUAUCUAUGAGACGCCACGAGAAUUGUACAGUAAGCUCCGAUUGUCAAGGACAAUGAUAAAUGAUCAUUACAUGCCUAUGUACAAGAAAGUGAUGGAACAAUUGAUCAUACAACUGGGAAAAGAAGAAGUUGGUAACGAAAUAUUAACGUAA